Messenger RNA from Rotaria socialis, 759 nucleotides. Lineage: Eukaryota; Metazoa; Rotifera; Eurotatoria; Philodinida; Philodinidae. The record is from the annotation of a GenBank genome assembly.
AUGUGCGAAAGCACAUUUCGUGCAGCUCGAUCAAUGUCUGGUCCUUUUUCAUCUGUUGUUAAUUUCUCCGUUUACGAAUUUCUUCAGCGUGUUGAAAAGCUCGCUGUUCUUCAAAGUAUCAAAUGGUCUUCUGAAUCAAAAGAAAAUAAUAUUAUAUUUCCGAAACAUCAUAACCAAUCUAAAAAAACUUCUCUAACACGUUUAACAUCCACAAUAACAAUCACAGUUACAGAGAAACCACUUGAAGACACAGUUUUUAGCGCCUAUCUUAAAGCUAAUCAAAUUAUAUCUGGUUGUGGAUUGUCUAUUCUUAAUCCAUAUGAUAAGAUGAUAUCUUUCGAAGAAGUAAAUCGUUUAGCAUACAAAAAAUUAUCAAGAUCUAAAUGUACAACUUCUAACAAGAAACAUAUUAAAUCAAAUGAUAACGAUGAUGAAAACGAAGAUGAAGACGAAGAUGAAGAUAACGAACAACACCGAUCCAACAGGCAACGUAGUGAAAGUGACAUCGUGGAUGAACAUGACGAAUCAACGUCCAUCGAUGGCUUUGAUCUUGAUAUUCUUCCGAAGGUGUCUCGUUCUACUAUUCGAGGAAUGCGCAUUUUCGAUUCCAUCGACAAUUCUCAAGCUGACUCUUUCUUUCCCGUUGAACUGAAUGGUCGUAUCAAAUAUAUGCACAAACAGACUGCAAACUGGUAUUUUUCAAAAACGAGACCCAUAUUGUCGUCAGAUCGAUUGAAAAGGGUUCAACAAACUACAUGA